This is a messenger RNA of Papilio machaon (common yellow swallowtail), 2681 nucleotides long. RefSeq names its product centrosomal protein of 120 kDa. The record is from RefSeq and is a predicted model, not a curated record. The transcript has 20 exons. Gene Ontology annotation, biological process: centrosome cycle; interkinetic nuclear migration; positive regulation of centriole elongation. Gene Ontology annotation, cellular component: centrosome; centriole. The coding region runs from base 63 to 2681 and encodes 872 amino acids. NCBI's taxonomy places the organism in Eukaryota, Metazoa, Arthropoda, Insecta, Lepidoptera, Papilionidae.
UUUGUUUACCAUGUAUAAAUUGUGUAUUUAGUUAUUUAAAUCUGUAUUUUGUAAAAAUAUAAAUGGACGAGUUACGAGGACCUAAUAUUCAAAUCGUACUUCAUGUAAAAGAAGGUAUUGGCUUUGGAUUUCUUCGUAUACCCUUUAUCGUGAGUGGAUCUCUCAAUGGAUAUAUGCUGGAAACCGAUCCAGUUGUACCAACUCAUGCACCAGCCUUCGAUGCUGAACUGGUUUGGGAAGCUGAUAAAAGAAGAUUUCGGAGUUUGCGAGUACAAAAUGUGCCAAUCAAAGUUGAAGUAUUUACAACAAGCACACAAGGCAGAAAAGAUAAAAUAGGAUAUAUUUUAUUGAGCUUAUUAGGUGCACAGCCAUGUCCAUCAAAUAAAUUUGUAGAUGUGAAAUACUCAUGGCAUAAAUUACUUGGAAUAAAAUCUGAAGGCAAAUGUUGUCAUCCACAGUUACUUAUGAGCCUUUCCAUUGAAGAUAGAGUUAGUACUCCAACACCACGCAAUGAACUUCGUAUGUUUCACAGCAAUGAAGUUGCAUAUCCACUAUCUCAUACACCUAACAGUGCACAUACCGGUGGACCUGUGAUGUUAACAUUGAAUGAAUACUUAAAUGAAAGUAAGAAAGUUGUAUCAUCAUUCGACUUGCAGCCGCAAUUGAUAUGUGAGGAAGGAUUGAUACAGAUUGGUCUCGGAGAUCAGUUGUAUGUACUCAGUUUUGUUAUUGGCUCCGUUGAGAAUUUGGAUAUGCUACUACCAAAUGAUAUAAACAAAGAAGCUAUUGAUUGCUGCAUAACAUAUUCAAUAUUUACAAACAACAUAAUGACAGACAGAGUUGGUGUGACGUCUCUGAGUACGGGCAGUAGUGCUCAGUUCAACCAGCGCACAUCGCUGCGCCUGCGCACACAUCUCUCCGCACUAGGAAGAUACUUUGCUGAGUGUCCGCAUUUGGUCGUUAAAGUCUGCGUCGCGGAUAGAGAUGUUGGUAUUUGUAGCUUAGACUUACGUAAGUUGAUCCCUACGGAGGAUGUGAAGCGGUUUGUAUCAGAGUUCUGCAACAGUGAGGGCAGGCUGGCGAUACACGAGCGCUGUUACCUCCUGCGUUGUGACGAUACCCCGCUCAGUGUACGACGACCUUACAUGGAUGUCGAGAUCAGUCUUAAAUUUAUUUCUGACAAAGCUAAAGUGCAGAAACCUAAUAUAUUAUCAGCCCGAAGUAUUACACAAUUAGAGAGAGGUCGUACUGAUUCUAAUUAUGAUACUAAAUUGGACUAUAGAAGUGGUAGUUGUACACAAAUAGACAGGGACGUUGGCGGAGUGAGUUAUACUAAUAAGUCUGCGGGGAACACUGCCAGAUAUAAAACAGCGAAUGGAGAGAAUAUCUUACAAACAAGUGAAAUAACAGAACUAUUAAGAAAGAUGUGCGAAUCUCUAAGUCAGAGUCAGGAGAAGUCACAACAGAGACCGUUUACAACUGACAUGCAGGUCCAGUGUGAGCCUGAGAUUGAUAUACAUGAUGAUAAACCAGAAAGAAAUGGAGAUAAUAAAAGAGAUGAACAAGAGAAUGGUGAUCAUAAACAAUCUAACUGUGAGGAUGCUAAAGAAAAGGAAAGUAAAAAUUAUUCAGAAAAAGAUGUAGUGAAACAAGUCCUACCCGCAGUGGAAAGAGAGGCUAUCAUGCAAAAGUUCAUCGACGAACUCGAAGAUUGGAAAGAGAGGCAACAGGAAUUGUAUAAAUGUCAGUUACGUCGCAAAGAGGAGUACCACCUGGAACUGCUGUCCCGUGAGUGGGAGAAGCGGCGCGAGGAGUUGGAGGAGAAGCUGCGAGGUGGUGUGGAGAGAUGUCGCGCGCUCGCAGCAGACCUCAGCCGCGCCACUGAAGACUUCAGGCUCAGAGGAUACAGGAACACGGAGAGGGAGAGGAAGCUACUCGAAGCUAAGAAAGCAUUAGAAGCACAUUACACCGCCAAGUAUCAGGAGUUGCGCGAGGCCUCGCAGAAGAUGGAAGAUGACAUGCAUCAUCAGCUCAAACUGAAGGAUAUGAAGAUUGAGGAGUUGGAGCUGAAGGUGCACACGUUGGAGAAGAAUAUUGAAGUACUCAAGAAUAACAUGAGGAAUAUGGAGAAGGAUUCAGAAAGCAGACAUUCCGGAUUGACCAAGGACCAGACAGCUAGUCUUAUACAAGAACUGCGUUGCCUAGAAGAGAAGUUAGACAGUGCGGUGCAGUCGAAGGCAUUCUUCAAGGAGCAAUGGGGUCGAGCUGUACGAGAGCUGCAUCUCACCAAGAUGUCCUCGCGCCGGCACAUGCUGUCUCAGCUGCGGAGAGAGAAGAGUCGGCUAAAUCAAGUCGGUUUGGACACAAUUGAUGACUUUGAAAUGAAUAAAGGUGAUGAAUUAAAUGGAAGUGAUAUUAAAAAGUUAAAAGAUGAUUUUUACGCCGACUUGUUGGCGAACACACCGCCGCUGGAGUCACAUUCAGCUAUCAGUUUACCUGGGCCUGACGGUUUAGAUAUGUUCAUGGAAAUGAAAAACGCGUCUAAAAACUCUAUAAAUGACAAAUUAAAUGAGCUGAUAAGUCAAAGGGACCAGUUGAUUCAACAAGACAACCCGGACGAGGCUUUGCUCAAGCAAUUGAACAACGAAAUACGAAGUAUUUUGAUAAAUUGUGGCACAUGA